CUCAGAUGUUUAUUUAAUUUAUUUUGUAUUUUGUUUAUUAUAAUUUCUAUUCUCUCAUCAACUUCGCUCAACAAUUAAAUUGUCUUUUAAUCACAAUAACAUCCAAACCCCAUCAAUAAAAUUGAUGCAAAAUGUUUCCUCAAAGACCAAGGCCAGCCGCUGAAGAGGAUGAAGAUGAUUUACUUCGAGCACAACAAGAAUUUUUAGCUAUGAAAGAGGCUGGUAAAAUACAGCCCAGUGUUUCUCAAGUUGUGAAGGCUUACGCGAGUGAUGAUAAAUCAGAAAAAAAAGUUCAAGAUGUGCCUAAAGAACAAAUCGGCUCUCUUACACUUGAUGUAGAAUCUGCACUUGGUGAACUGCCAAUAAUUGAACGGAAUACCAGCACCUUCUGCGGUUAUUCAUUCCCCAAAAAGGUUAAAGCUGCUUUUCCCAAACCAACUCGUAGGGUUGAAGUAUCAACCAUUGAAUCAAGCGGAGAAUCAUCUAACACUCAUGGUGGAACUAGUGAAAGUGCUGACUAUAAAGAACAAAAUGAUAAAUUACUCGGUAAUAUGAGUUCAGAGCAAAUUCUAGCAAUGAGAGAGGAAAUACUGUCCAAGCUUAAACCAGAUCAGAUUGAAUUUUUGAAGCAACGAAAGCGAAAGCAAACAAGCAAUAAUGAAUCUGCGAAAACAUCGUCUACAAAUAUUGAAGAAAAGAUGGAAGUUACACCAAUCUUGGACAAAAUCGACGACGAUUUACCUAUACCUUUGAAUGUAAUUAAAGAACACAACUGGCUUCAUAUGGAUGUUGUUGAAGAAGAGAAACUCGAGUGGUGCAGACCAGUUAAAGAAAGUGAAAAUGCAACUACGGCCAAUGCUAGGUUUGAUUUUUCUGGCAAUAUUGUAAUGGAUGGUAAUAAAUCAACAGAAGAAGGACUUUAUCACCACGGCGAUGAGCCUGAUAGGCCUGGCUAUUCUUUACCUGAAAUUUAUACUUUCAUUCAAAGUAGCUUCGACGCGCAGAAAAUUAUUGGCCUUAAAAUAUUGGCCAAAUUGAUGGAUAAAGUUCAUAAAGGGUUCUAUGACAACUUCUUCAACGCACAUUUGGCUCAAGAGGUUUUGGAUAAUACAGAAAUCGUUCAAUCUAUUCGUAAAUGUCUUGAUGAUACAUCCGAAAGUAUAAUAAGAGAAGCUAUAAUCUGUUUACAUGCUUUAAUCUGUAAUAAUUUGGUUGAUGAAGCCUGUCUUGAUAGAUUUUUCCCAGUCACCAUCCAUUACAACAAUUUUCUUUUCAUCAACCCAGAUGAUCUCGAUAAAAACAUCGAUUUGAAUGAACUCAAAGACGAUCAAUUGGUCAAGAUUGACGUGAUAAAAGGUUUAAUCCGAUUUGAUACUCUUCCGAGACUUCGUUACCUUUUAGACAACAACAUUAAAUAUAAGCAAGAUCCAACUAUUUUCAACAAGAUUAUGGAAAUUUUGAUAAGAAUAGCAAGACAUUCCGUUGAAUCCUGCAAAUCAAUAGUUGAUUGUCCAUACCUAAUUGAAACAAUUGUAACAAAUUUCAUUCCUCCUAAGAUAGAUUUUGCCAAUAUUUCAAUUUAUGGCAAUCCAUCCCCAAAAGCGUUGAAAUUGAUUCGCUUGUUGAUGUCUGAUUCUUCAAAUUGUAUAAAGAUCAUGAACUCACAUAUUCGAUUAUGGGAUGCACUUCAGUCAUAUUUAACCCUGGAUCCAGAUUGUUUUCGACUUGAAUUGACCAGUUUAAAGCGUGUUAAUAUUCUUCAGAUUGCUAUCGAAACACUCAGAGUCUGGUGUAUUCUACUUUCCAACUCUGAGAUUGAACCAGCAAAAGAUUGCUUUAACCAAGUUUACCCAGUGAUUUACCGACAGCUUCAAUAUUGCUGCACUUUAACAUCAGCAAAUCAUAAAUUUGAUUUCCAAUAUGCGGCUACAUUAGUGAAAUGUUUAACUUGGGCUGUUUAUGAGGAUACUAAAUUCAAGCGUGGUUACGAAUCUCUCGUUCAAUCUGUAUUAUUCCAGUCAGUUCGAGAUUUGGUUGAUAUCAAUAUCAUUCCACCUUUUGAUACUUUAAUGAUGAUGAGCACUUGCAUCGAGUUUCUGAUUAAAGCUGAUUGUAAACCUACAUCUUUGAUCAUCAAUCUUUUGCAGCCAUUAAUUGAAAGUGAUAAAAUCAUGAAAAUAUUAGGUACCAAGUUGCGAAAGUGUUCAUACACUCUUAAAUCCAAAAAUUUCGAAAAUGGAACCCUUCGUGAUGCCAAAAGUCUACCAUCUUUCGGAGCUGUUUAUUUUGGUGGAUCUGAGAUAAGAUUUGUUGAUUUGGCUCAAGAUGAUUCUGUUGUUUUCUUUAUUGAAUCGUUAUUGGGUGCCGCUGAAUUCACUAAAAUCCCACAAAUGAUUUCAAGGAUUGUUUUAGAUAAACACAUUCUCAACUAUAUUGAAUCAAUUAUUGCUGUUGGUCUAUCUAAAGACGAAAGCAUCUUCACGCAAAUUGAAUUUACUUUUUUGUACCAAUUGUGUAUCUCCUCGCUAAAAGUGAUCAUCAAUGAAGAACAGCUUUUUUAUAAUUUGUCAUUAGUCAGUCUAUAUCAUUUAAAAGAUGUUCAAAUGAAGGAAAAUCUUCUCAACCUAAUAAUUUUCAACUCAACUAUUCUUAAAAAAUUAGCUGAACUCAGUGAUGCAGAGAUGACAGGAGUUGAUAAUGUCAAAACAAUUUACUUCAAACACUCAAGUUUCGAUUCAAAUAUCUGGAUGUUUGAUCCAAUCAUCAAUUAUUACACUAACAAAGAUUCAACCAAUGAUGAUAAAAUUUCUAGUCUCACUGGAACGCUAGGAUUCAUUUAUUUCAUAAUGAACACCAAUUAUCAGCUAUUAACAUCCAUGAUACCACAAGAAACUCUUCUUUGUUUAAUUUCAACAAUUUUCCUGAUUGAUGAUCGAUUAUUUGCUGAAGAUGCCAUUUCUCAUCACCUUCGAGGAUGCCUUCAAAUUAUUAACAAAGAUAAUUUAAUCAUAUCUGAUCCUCAGCAAAAAUUACCUCACAUUUCAACAAUUUUACACUUUUUCGAUCUAUUCAUGAAACAAUUUGAAUCCGAGUCAUUUGGAGAUCCAGUUUUCAUUAAUUACCUGUUGAUAUUUCUCAAGCCAAAGUCAAACGCUGAUUUCAAGAAGAAAAUCUUUUCCGAUUAUUCAGUUUCACUGCGUUAUAUAAACCUACAACCAAAAGAUCUUUACAUCUCAAUUGAGAGUUUAAUUUACCCAUAUUUAAACGAUCUAGAAGUCGUUGAAUUAUUUUUAACAAGUCUUUUAUCUAACCAAAUACCUUUAACAAGGCAAAGUUUGAUUUACUUCAUAAGUGUUCACCACGUUCAUCAUGCUCUAUUCAAAGCUGAAUACCAAUCUUCAGGAGACAAAGAAAGGCUACAGAAAUAUCAUCUAUCUCUAACUAAAUGUCAAAAUAAUAUCUUGCGAGAUCACAUAACUAAUUUUAUGGAAAGUGAUUUAGUCGAUAAAUGUGAAUGGGCUAAACAAUGGAUACCAUUGAAUAUUUCAACAAUUGUUAAAAAUUGAACUUCUAAUAAACAUUGAAAAAACAA
This is a messenger RNA of Tetranychus urticae (two-spotted spider mite), 3592 nucleotides long. RefSeq lists its product as uncharacterized. Lineage: Eukaryota; Metazoa; Arthropoda; Arachnida; Trombidiformes; Tetranychidae. Gene Ontology annotation, biological process: transcription by RNA polymerase II. The record is from RefSeq and is a predicted model, not a curated record.